This is a messenger RNA of Rhagoletis zephyria (snowberry fruit fly), 576 nucleotides long. NCBI's taxonomy places the organism in Eukaryota, Metazoa, Arthropoda, Insecta, Diptera, Tephritidae. The record is from RefSeq and is a predicted model, not a curated record.
AUGGACAACAGCUUGACGCCACCGAUCCGUCAAAAUUCAGGCGUCUUCAAGCGGCCGGUCAAAGUGGUAUCGAGUCAACCUGGUUCAUCGGUGUUAAAUUGGAACCAAAUUAAAGAUUACUUUAAACGGAACAAUUUGAUGUUAGCUGUUGAACCAAAGCUGGAAAACCCUGAAAAACCGUACCAGGUGUUUUGGCAGAAGCGAUUGCAAGGAAUCAGCACCACUCGACCGCUGGGGGAACUUGCCGACUUUCAGCUACCAGUCAACAUGAAAGCCUUUAUGGCCUCUCUAGCAGAUAACGAAUCUCUUUUACGUAGUCUAACUGCGUCUCUUCACCUUGGCACAACAAAUAUUCGAGGCCAAGAGAAGAGUGCUCUGCAGAAAAAGAGAGAUCCAGUUGAAGGCGAUCAGGGACUGUCGCUUAGAAAUCCGGUAGCUUUUGUUAAUCCUCAGCAACCUCUCAUCUUGAGUACCACCGUUACUGAUGAGGACAUUCGCCGCCAAGAAGAGGUUGUCGCUGAAACUCGCAUGAAACUUGUUUCGGCAAUUCGAGACGGAAAGUUGAUUUCUGCCUAA